This is a messenger RNA of Paralichthys olivaceus (Japanese flounder), 3384 nucleotides long. It is a transcript of the gene traf2b, whose product is annotated as Tnf receptor-associated factor 2b. The record is from RefSeq and is a predicted model, not a curated record. Gene Ontology annotation, cellular component: cytoplasmic side of plasma membrane. NCBI's taxonomy places the organism in Eukaryota, Metazoa, Chordata, Actinopteri, Pleuronectiformes, Paralichthyidae. Gene Ontology annotation, biological process: positive regulation of canonical NF-kappaB signal transduction; regulation of JNK cascade; protein K63-linked ubiquitination. Gene Ontology annotation, molecular function: tumor necrosis factor receptor binding; ubiquitin-protein transferase activity; zinc ion binding.
GUGUAGGAGGGCAGCUCUCCGUGCGUAAUGAAAUACAGGAGAGUCGUGUCGCUAUAAGGACGAGAGAUCGUCGGCAACCAGCUCGAAGAGCUCCAGAUUGACGGACAAGGAUGGCCCGAACAUCGCUGGAAUGUGCAAACUCUUUACCGGGGAUCCCCCUCAGUGUUCUCUCAGUGCCCAUGGAGAAUAAAUACAAAUGUCAGCAGUGUCUCCAGGUCCUGAGGAAGCCCGUUCAGGCUCAGUGCGGUCAUCGCUUCUGUGUACACUGCUUCAAGCAACUCACCAGUUCGGGGCCAAAGCCUUGUGAAGCCUGCCGCCAGGAAGAAAUAUAUGAGGAGCCUAUAUCCAUUCUUAAUGGAAAAGAAGCAUUUCCAGACAAUGCAGCAGGUCGAGAAAUUGCAAGUUUGCCAGCCAGGUGUUUGAACCAAGGCUGCAACUGGACAGGCUCUAUAAAAGAGUAUGAGGCUCAGCAUGAAGGCCAAUGUGACUUGGAGCGAGUUCAGUGUGAGGCCUGCAAAACCUCGAUCCUGCUCUCAGACCAGCCCCGCCACAAUGAGAGAGAAUGUGAGGCAAGGACACUCAACUGCAAAUACUGCAAAAUGACAUUCAACUUUAAAGAAAUCAAGGCCCAUGAUGAAAUCUGCCUGAAGUUUCCAUUACAAUGCAAAGACUGUGGCAAGAAGAAGAUCCCAAGAGAAAAGUUCAAUGAUCACAGCAGAACCUGCGCCAAGUCAAAGAGUGCCUGUCCAUUCAGUGAAGUGGGCUGCAAAUUUGUGGUGGAGAACGGGAAGCUCAGUGAACAUGAGCACAGCAGCACCAUGGAGCACUUGCGUCUGCUGCUGCCCAUGGUGAUGUCAGUGGGUCGGGUACGUGCAGAGGCUACAGGUCCCGGUGAGUGGCAGGAGGACUCUGGUCUGGGCCUGUACAGGGCUCCUGAGGAGGGAGUCAGUAUGGAUGCUGGAGCUGCAGCCUUCACACCGUCCGUGGACCUGGAAAAAAAGGUGAACGCUUUACAAAACAUUGUGUGUGUCUUGAACCGUGAAGUGGAGCGCAGCACUGUUACAUUGGAAGCUUUCUCGCAUCAACAUCGCUUAGACCAAGAAAAGAUUGAAGAUCUGUCAAACAAAGUACGACAGCUGGAGAGGACGCUGAAUAUAAGAGACUUGCAGCUGUCGGAGACCGAACAUCUGCUGCGAGAACUCCAGUUCUGCACCUACGACGGGAUAUUUGUUUGGAAAGUCUCUGACUUCUCACGCCGCAGACAGGAUGCGGUGGCUGGGCGGACUCCUGCAAUGUUCUCACCUGCAUUUUACUCCAGCAAGUACGGCUACAAAAUGUGUCUGAGGCUGUAUUUGAAUGGCGAUGGAACAGGACGUGGGACGCACCUUUCACUGUUCUUUGUGGUCAUGAGGGGCAGGUAUGACGCUCUGCUGAAAUGGCCAUUCAGUCAGAAGGUGACUCUAAUGCUCUUGGAUCAGAAUAACAGGGAGCACAUUAUCGACGCUUUCCGUCCUGAUGUCACCUCCACAUCCUUCCAGCGGCCGAUCAGUGAGAUGAACAUCGCCAGUGGCUGCCCGUUGUUCUGCCCACUGGCUAAAUUGGCCGGCAAGAGCCCCUAUCUGAGAGAUGACACAAUUUUCAUCAAAGCUAUUGUCGACCUCACAGGCUUAUAGAAUGCAGACUGUGGAAGCUGCACUAAAGUUUCAUGAAGAAAUCUCUAAUAAAUUAUAAUGGAAAUAAUAAUAUUUCAUAGCAAUAUGCAUUAUACUAUAUUAAAUAUGUGAUCAUAACAUUAUAUGAAUUAAAGAUUCAUAUAUAUAUAUAUAUAGAAUCAUAUAAUUAAUGAAAGAAAGGAAGUCACAUUAUGAUUGUGACUGAAUAUAUAUAAAUGAAUUCUGUUAGUGUGUAAAGCUGUCAUCAGGUUCAAGAAGAACAACAGUAAAGCUCUGGGCUUAAGUAACUAACAGAUGCUGAGUUCUAUAGUUCUGUAAUAAUACAAACGAAUAGGCUCUAAUUAAAUCUGGUAAAAAAAUAUUAUUUUAUACAUAUAUAUAUAUGCUGUGGGGAAUUCUCUCACUGCAUUUAAAUGAUACAAGUGUUUUUUGGAAUACUGUUUAAAUUCUGCGACUUUGGCCUGUUGUGUACCGUAAAUGGAGCAAGCCUCUAUUCAUCACGUGUGGGUAACGUUUCAAUAAUCACUCACCAUCUUUAGUCUCCUAGUUCAACACUGAAUAUAACCGAUACUUAUAUUACAGAUUUUUUGCCUUAUGAGUAGCUGCUGGUUCAUUAAACUUAACAAAGUAACUCUAACGCAAACAGUUAUCCCUCAAAUAUAUUCCAAGGAAAUUAAAGAAAUAAACUAGAAUGGCACUCAGAGCACAUACAUCAGCCAAAAUGUAUUUUACAGGAGCUGAAAAAACCUACCCUCCUUUGAAACUAUAAUUAAACUACAAAUGGAUUUUAUUUGAAUCUGUGCCAAAUUGGGGUCCCCUCAAUUUUUUUGCAUCAUGAAUCAUUCACUGAAAAAAUCAGGGAAACAGUCAGAAGAAACACCAUCUUGCGAUGUUAAAGAAAGUGGAAAAUAAUCCUGGAUCCGCCACAAAAUUAAUUUCUUUGUUGGUCCAUGUUCCAACCUUCUACCAGGUUUCGUAGAAAACCUGGAUUGUAAUCUUUAGUAAAUAGCAGUUUACAAAUUUAUUAACCAUACAUCUUAAUCACUCAUAGUGAUGAUAUAUUUAGAUAAUAUUCACUAGUAUAUUCUAAACUAUAUGAGUUUGCCAUGUCCCAUUUCUGUUUUGGUGUAUUUCUGGUUAUACAAUUAUAAUAUGUACAUUUAUUAUCUGACAUCUUGUGUAAGGAAAUUAUUUAUAACAACAAAUUUAAUUGUGUGUGCAUGGUAUAGAUUAAAAUGAGUUCUAUGGCUUUAAAAAAUGUCUUUUUACUCUUUCAUGACACUUCAUAGUUCAAGCAGACUGAUGAAACUCAUUCUGACACGCAGCCUCACUCAACUCACACAUCGUGUACUCCUGUGGUUCAUCGUAUACCACCAGCCAGAAUAAACUGUUAUGGGGUUAGGUACAAAUAAGAACUGGGGGUCUCUUUUUAUUGCCAUUAACCCUGCUGAUAAAUUUCCCCUGUGGUCCACCGUGGUUCUAUGAGCAGACCACUUUCAGGUCUCUUUUGCCUCUGACACGGAAACAGACUCAUGUUUCUAUAUCAAGAUGUUAAUGGAAAUAAUAACCACACACCAAGUGUCACAAAAAUGUAGUUAGCCUGUGUUGACCCACUUCAUGCUGUGUUUGCUUUGGGUUGCUGUUUACAUGAAUGUGGACAUGAUGUACAGUUUUUUUGUUUCACGUUGUUACUGCAGAGAAAAUGCAAACU